Molecule: messenger RNA, 3724 nt
Organism: Lepisosteus oculatus (spotted gar)
Lineage: Eukaryota; Metazoa; Chordata; Actinopteri; Semionotiformes; Lepisosteidae
Gene: pgrmc1
Product: progesterone receptor membrane component 1
Cellular component (GO): membrane; endoplasmic reticulum; endomembrane system
Source: RefSeq, a predicted model, not a curated record
GUUGGUGAAAACUGGUUAAUGUUUGUUUCCCUCAUGUUUUUUUUACAGAAGUAAAAUGGUUGAAGAAGAAGCGUUAACUUCUACGAGUAUUUUGCAAGAAAUUUAUACAUCUCCGCUCAAUCUGAGCCUCUUAUGUUUGUGCCUAUUUCUUCUGUACAAAAUCUUUCGUGGAGACAAACCUCCGGAUAUGGGCGAAGUCGAGAAGCCAUUGCCCAAGCUAAAGAAGAGAGAUUUCAAUUUGGAAGACCUAAAAGAAUACGAUGGAGUGACAAACCCACGAAUUCUCAUGGCUGUAAACGGGAAAGUGUUUGAUGUGACCAGAGGAAAGAAAUUCUAUGGUCCAGAUGGUCCCUAUGGGGUUUUUGCUGGUAGGGAUGCCUCCCGAGGCCUUGCCACAUUCUGCUUGGAAAAAGAGGCCUUAAAGGACACCCAUGAUGACUUGUCUGACCUCAAUGCUAUGCAGCAGGAAAGCCUGGGGGAAUGGGAAACGCAGUUCACUCAGAAGUAUGAUUAUGUAGGAAGACUCCUGAAGCCUGGAGAGGAGCCAAUGGAGUACACCGAUGACGAUGAAGGCAAGGAGGCCAGGGAGAAAAAGAAGGACUAGACCUGGCUUCCUGUAACCAACACGAACAGCAAGAAAUGUCAAAGCCUUAAUUCUUGGUUAAGUGAGAUGCAAGUAUAGCACAUUGCAUUCUAAUUGAUUCAUACUUUAUCAAGUAUUAUAUUUUCUUCUUUAAUUUCUCCUGAGAAGCUGUCAUGUUUGUCAUACUUGCAAAUCAGCUUCUGCGUAGCAUGUAGUGACAUAAUGUUGUAUAAGAUUUCCAUUCAAAGACGGUUAUAAUUUUAAUUACAUUAUGUAAUGUAAUCUUACAUGCUGUAUGUUAGUGAGAAUAAAGGCCAAGUACACUGCAGAUAGCUCCACAAUCAUAUUUACAUGCUGUAAUCAAUAUACACACUUAUCUUGUGAGUUUUCUCCAUGUUUAAGACAGCAACUGAAUUUGGACCCCCCAUUGUAUACUAGCAGAUAGGUUUGUGGGGUAACAUCAUUAAUACUUUGUAACUUUUUAUUCUUUUUUUAAGAGUAAAGUACAUUGCAUAUUUGGUGUCGAUCAAGAGCACACCCAAAGCCAGUAGGAAUAAUAUUUUGCUUGUAGUGCACUGUCAUGUUCUGUACCACCAUUACAGUAGAGAGAGCCACGGGGGUGGGAGUCCAACAAGAAAGCAGGUGAGAAAGACUUGAGUAGUGUCCAUGUGACUGGUUAGGAUGAAAGCCGACGUCGUUACUUGUGCCACAGUCCACAGAGAACCUUCCGCAGUUGUUUCAUUGCAGCUCUAAUACACAUAGAUUACUCUGACUGAGGAACUGAAUUUCUAACCAGACUCAAUAGCUGCUGGGAACAGUAUGUGAACUAUUAUUUCAUCAUUGCCCUUUAUAACUGAACCGUUCAUGUAUAUGAACUUUAUCAAGAGCAGAAGUUGAACUUGCAGAAGCUUUUAGACUGGACUGUGAGGUCUAUUGAUGAUUACACAGGGUUUUGAAAGUUCAAUCGCCAGUUUGUCCUGGAAACAAGUUCAUUGUGAAAACAGAGUGAUAAUUUUAUUUUUUGUAGCAUUUCCUGCAGUCUUUAUUACUUGUUUCAAGAAAAGAAGUUCCUGUUGGGUUGAAAGAACUCCCAUGGUGUAAGGAUGAAUUAAUAUUUGAAGCUGAAAAUAACUGUGGUCAUUCAAACAAUUCCCUUGCUAUAUGAAGUAAAAGUGUUGCAUUUUCUUAGAUUUAUACUUUCUUAGCUUUGUAUUUUAAAUAUUAAGGAUUAUAAAAUAGUUAACCAGACUUUUAGGACUAAAUAGUGUAGUAAACAAGGACAUGUUUUGGGUUCAGCAAAACUUUCACCCUAAACAAAUAAAUUACUGUAUUAUUAAACUGUCUUGUAAAGGAAGCCAGUUCGUCAUAUUGAACAUAUUUAGCUUACCACAAUAAAUAUGGAUUAUGUCUGCAAAGUUAUAAUUCCAUUUGUAUAAUGUCAUUACAUUCCAGUUGGUAAGUUCACACUACAUUUUUGUUUUGUGACAUCUCUGACUUAAGAUCAAAUCAGCAGAUGAAAAGUCUUUUUCAUUUCUGUCAGUGCUGCCUCUGUGAAGCAAUGGUAAAUUGUAUCUACAGAAAGUGAUAAAAACACAGGGCAUUUGGAGUUCUUCAGGGUGAGAACCCUGAACAAAUGGGAUGGUUCAGUCAUGUGCUUAAGCCUUGGAUGUAGGGCUGGGUAAUAUGAUCUGCAGGUUACUUUAAAUUAUUCUGGAGUGUAUUCUCAUACUUCUGUGCAUUAAACCAAUUGAAAGACUGAUGCUCUCCUUAUUCUUCCGUGGAGUGAUUUGCUAAUUGCUCUUCUGUACUGGUUGCAGCUGCAAUUUUUCAGAUAAGAGAGAAGAUCUUUAUAGUAUUAUUCACCGCUUCUGUUAAAACUCCUGGAGAGGGUACAUUUAAAUCUUUACAGUUGCUGUGUUCCUUUUUCAUUAACAUAUUUAGACAUUCUGUAGAAGUAUUAUUUUUACUCACUAAAAUUCAAACUCUGGGUUUUGUGACUGGUCUGCAAUUAAAAUGUGCAAUUUCAAAGAUGAAACUAUUGUAAGACAUUGUUUUAGAAUAUGAAGUAAUAAAUAUACUUUUAAUGAGGACAAGACAAAGCAAUACCAAUAGCCACUAUUGAUUUAGUGAUAUAAAGGGGAAUGCAUAGCAGAAAGUCCAAGAUCUAGGUUAUUUUAGUAACAAAGUACAAAGUAGAGGAGAUGGUAAACUUUAUAGGUGUUCUUCAAUCACAUUCACUGUUUCCAUUGUUUUUGGGUCUGACCAAAAUACAGAAUGGAGAAAUAAAGACGGGGGAUAUACAAUAGUUAAAAUAACAGAAAGGCUAUAUUACUUAUUGUCAUUCACUUUUUAAAAUUAGGCAAAACUAGUUUUAAUAUGCAAUGGAUAAAUGGUCAUACUUGCUUUUAUUCUUGGUGUUAGGUGCUUAAAGGUUUGGUAGAGGUUUAAGUUCUUAUUCUUUUGUCACCGCUCCUACCUAAGUCAUUCUUUGUUGAUGUGAAGAAUUUUGCAUUCAUUUGGCUCAUACAUAGAUUAGGUUCAAGACGUACAGCUCUUGGUUUUAACAAAAUAUUGUGCUCCAAAUGGUAAUCUCCCACUAAUGCUCCUUCCCCAAUCUAGCACCAACACAGCAUUAGGAAUAUUACAGGCAAAUUAAUUAUCCUUCUUUCUAUGAGAAUUUCUAGGCUUUCCACAAGCAUGAUCACAUUAAAUUUAACUCUGCUGUACUCCAGAGGUGCCUCACAAACUGCAUUUACAGAAAAGGUGACAACCAUUUUCAUUGAGCAUUCAUGUAUAGUAAAAUGGGUUUGUUAAACACAUUGGCUGUACAGAAUGAUGCCCCGAGGUUCCAAAAUGUGAAGAUGGAAUUAAACUGAAUUUUAUUCAAUGAAUAUUUUUGCAUUUUUAAAAAAUUACAAGUCUACAACAUGUUUAAAGGGCAAAGUUAGAACACAUAUUCCUAAAACCUUGAUCAACAUUUCUGGUUUGCAGUUGAUAUUGGGUAUUUUUAGUUAUAGAGUUAGUAUAUUCAAAACUUUCAUUAACUUAAAUUCAUGCAUUAAGAAUUGCAUUUUGUUUUUGAUUCUGUUUGUAUCUAAACUUGGAAAUAAAUGUACCUUAAUAAAUCUCUUUUCAGUUUUA